AUCACAAAACCGGACCCAGCUUAAAAUACCCGCCCCGAUUGAAUAAACCGAGCAAAACUCAAUUGACGUUUCUCUCUCCCUCGUCUUUCAUUCAAAGAAACUCUGGUUCUCUCUCCCUCGUUAUAACUUAUAUCCAGAUCCUUCACCGUUCUCUCACUCUUAAGCUAGCUGGCGUUGGAUUCCUUUGUUGCCGAUUCGCAACUAAUACAAGCAGCAUCCAGCUAAGCUUUCGGAGUUUUUUGAAGCCCUGAAACUGGGAAUUGAGGAAAAUUUGGGUUGGGGUUCCAAUUGUAAAGAAUGUCCAAAGUCCGGGAUAGGAUGGAAGAUUUCAAAGAUGCUGUGCGCCACUCUGCUCUCUCUUUGGGUUACAAUGAGUCCAAAUUGGCAGCCAUUAUGGCAAAAUUUAUUAUACAUGCACCCCGCCAGAGGUCACCUUUCACCAGAGCCGCUCUCAAGACGAUGGAAAGCAUUGGAGCUCUGGAACAGUUUAUGUUGAAACAUAGAAAAGAUUAUGUGGAUCUGCAUCGGACCACUGAACAGGAGAGAGAUAGCAUUGAGCAUGAAGUAAGUGCUUUUAUCAAAGCAUGUCAAGAACAAAUUGAUGUUCUCAAAAAUAGCAUUAAUGAUGACGAGGCAAACUCAAAGGGAUGGCUUGGCAUUAGGACUGAUUACUCUAAUGCUGAUACUAUAGCACACAAACAUGGUGUGGUUUUGAUUUUAAGUGAGAGACUCCAUUCAGUCACUUCACAGUUUGAUAAGCUAAGAGCCAUACGCUUCCAAGAUACCAUUAAUAGAGCAACACCUAGAAGAAGACUUAAGCGGAUUGCAAAUUCAGAACCUGCAGAUGCUUCUAACUCCAACAAUUUGGAGCUCAGGGAACCUAAUGAACUUCAACCUGAGCCUCUAACAGUCCAACAGCAACUCUUGGACGAUGAAACACGUGCCCUUCAGGUGGAGCUGACUAACCUUCUAGAUGCAGUUCAGCAAACUGAAACUAAGAUGGUGGAAAUGUCUGCGCUGAAUCACCUUAUGUCCACACACGUGCUGCAACAAGCUCAACAGAUAGAGCAACUCUAUGAUCAGGCAGUUGAAGCAACGAAGAAUGUAGAGCUUGGAAACAAAGAGAUCUCAAAAGCAAUCCAGCGGAACAACAGCAGCAGGACGUUUCUUUUGCUUUUCAUCGUUUUAUUAACUUUUUCGGUUCUCUUUCUCGAUUGGUAUAAUUGAAUGUACUCAUCUUUGUAUAAUUUUGAUUCUAUACUUGUUAAAGAGAAAUGCAUGUUCACCAAACUUUAGCAGAGGUAACCGAGAAAAAAAUUUGAAAGUUGAGAUUUUUCUUUGUCAUCUUCGGUUCCAAGUUAUGGAAAAACUGUAUUUACAAAUGUUGUAUUUUUUAUUUCUAUGACAGAACAAAACUUGAGUCCUA
Molecule: messenger RNA, 1426 nt
Organism: Prunus dulcis (almond)
Lineage: Eukaryota; Viridiplantae; Streptophyta; Magnoliopsida; Rosales; Rosaceae
Product: syntaxin-81
Exons: 8
Coding region: 298-1227 (309 amino acids)
Biological process (GO): retrograde vesicle-mediated transport, Golgi to endoplasmic reticulum
Cellular component (GO): endoplasmic reticulum; membrane; SNARE complex
Source: RefSeq, a predicted model, not a curated record